AUGGAACGAUUACGACGAAAAUUUUUUAAAUUAAGAAAACGUGCUAAAUCAACAGCUAGUGUCUCAUCAAGCAAAAAAGGUGAUAACGAUGAAAUUUAUCUAGAACCAGAAUAUGAUGAAACUUCAAAUAUCGCCAUACAUUUUGAUGCUAUUUCGGAAGAACUACUUAUUAUUGCAAAAAAGUCGUCUCAUACAAUUCGUUUAUCGAAAAUUCGUGAUGAUCUCCUAAUUGUAAAAACAAUGAUAACACGACGACUAAAUGAAAAUUCCAAAGAAUUAUAUAAUGCCAAUAAAAAAAUUGAUCUAUUAAAACGUCAAUUUAACAAGCAAACCAAUGAUACUGACCACGAAGGUUCAUUAAGCACACGAUACAAUCGUUCUUUCGCCAGCGACCGCAGCGUGGCCGAUUCAGCGUCAUGCUAUUCAAUAUGGUCACCAGCUAAUAGUAUAUUAAGUUCAUCUGUCACAACUCCGACAUUUCGUCGACGUAUAGCAGAAGUAUCCGUGUCCAAUAUGAAUUAUUCAUCAAUAAUACAAGAACAUUUUGUUUAUAUAUAUCAGCAAUUAUGUUCGAAUUGUUCGAAAUGUUCAUGUUAUCAAACAUUUAUACGUAAUCAUAUUGAAUUAGAAUAUUUAUCUAUUUGCUCACAUAAUGAACAACUAAAAUGUGAAAAUGAUCUAUUACAACGUUUGCUUGCUGAUUGUAAAUAUUCAUAUGAAAAACAAUACGUUUUAUUUAGUCAAUAUGAACAAUAUUUAAUUGAAUAUGAAAAUUGCAUUCAAAUACAAUAUGAACUUAUACAAACGUUUCAACAAUUAAUCGAUCGUUUUCAAAUAACAUUCGAUAAACGAAAACGUGAUGAUGACAAUCAUGAAAAUCAUAUCUAUCAAAAAAUUAGCGAUGUUACACCUAUAGGAAUACAUCAAGACGCUGAAAAUACUGAACUCUAUCGGACGAUAUUUGUGCUACAUGAACAAUGCCAACGACAUUUAUCUCAAUUACCACAACGAGCACAAUUAUUUUCCUAUUCUCAAGAACAGUUUAGACCUCCACCGAAUGUUUCUGGUAUUGUUGAUGUAGCUGAUUUGGAAAUUUCAAUAUUACUGGUUGAUGUGUUAACAUUAAAACAUGAAAAUAUUGAAUUACGUUGGACAAAUGAUCGUCUAUUACGCGAGAAAAAAGCAUAUAAAACCAAAAUUGAUUUAUAUGAAUUAACAAAUAAAUAUUUUAAAGCAAAUAAUGACAAUAAUAUUUUCACAAAGAAUUCUGAUAAUGAACUUAUACAACGUGAAAAAACUCUUCGUUUAUAUGUUUAUCGUUUAUAUGAUUUACUUCAAACAACAUCAAAACAACUCAAAGAACGACAAGUUCAUUAUGAAAAUCUUAUCUAUCAAUUUAAAAUACGCCAUCGAGAACUAAUCGAACAUAUUCGACAAAUAGAACAAACUAAAAAAACAUAA
Messenger RNA from Rotaria socialis, 1461 nucleotides. The record is from the annotation of a GenBank genome assembly. NCBI's taxonomy places the organism in Eukaryota, Metazoa, Rotifera, Eurotatoria, Philodinida, Philodinidae.